Ochlerotatus camptorhynchus is the source of this 1950-nucleotide messenger RNA. RefSeq names its product shaven (gene sv). The record is from RefSeq and is a predicted model, not a curated record. The transcript is spliced from 9 exons. Gene Ontology annotation, biological process: anatomical structure development; regulation of transcription by RNA polymerase II. Gene Ontology annotation, molecular function: DNA-binding transcription factor activity, RNA polymerase II-specific; RNA polymerase II cis-regulatory region sequence-specific DNA binding. Bases 185 to 1759 code for a protein of 524 amino acids. Lineage: Eukaryota; Metazoa; Arthropoda; Insecta; Diptera; Culicidae.
AGUGUGUCGUGUCAUCGCAGUUGUGAAGAGAAGAAGCCAGGAUGAGCGAAGCUGUUUAGGUGAAAGAAAAUCGGUGAUUUGAUUGGUUGGUGAAUUGUAGUUUAAAUUUUUGCGAAAACUAAAGUGAAUCUGAAGACAUUCAGUGCUAGUGAAACUGGAACACAUUUGUGCAAAGCUGCAGACCAUGCAUUACAAUUCAUUCAAUUGUAAGCAAAACAUCCUGGAGUACUACACCUGUCAUGGUGGAGUCAACCAGUUGGGUGGGGUAUUCGUAAAUGGACGCCCCCUGCCGGACCUGGUGAGGCAGCGAAUCGUCGAGCUUGCCCACAACGGCAUCCGCCCAUGUGACAUUUCCCGUCAACUGCGCGUCAGCCAUGGAUGCGUUUCGAAAAUUCUUUCGAGCUAUUCCAGAUACUACGAAACGGGAAGCUUCAAGGCUGGCGUCAUCGGGGGGUCGAAACCGAAGGUGGCCACGCCUCCGGUUGUGGACGCAAUCGCCGCCUACAAGCUGCAGAAUCCAACCAUGUUCGCUUGGGAAAUCCGCGACAAGCUGCUCGCGGAUGGCGUUUGUGUUCACGAUAACGUUCCCAGCGUCUCGUCGAUAAACAGAAUCGUUCGAAACAAAGCGGCCGAAAAGGCCAAAUACAGCUCCCGCAUGGAUACCAGCAUGCAGGACAGUGGCCCACGGGUAGCACCCCGCCAGAGUAGUGGUAACCAACAGCAACCGGGACAGAGCCAACCACCGCAAACUCAACAAUCGCAGUCGGCACAGGAAUGCAUGAACCAAUCGAUGUCCGACUCGGAAGGCAUGAUGAAAAGCUCACAACCGCAGCAGGUCGACAGUGUCGGUGCGUCGGCGUCGUACUCUAUCAACGGGUUGCUUGGAUUGUCACAGAAAUCUCUUUCGGGUACCAGCUCGAAACGGCGCAAAAUCAAAGAGGAUCCUGAUUUACGAAGCGGUCUCUUGGGUAGCAUUAAACGUGAUAAGGUAUUGAAUCCGCACGGAUGGCAUCAAUCAGACACCAAAGAUAUAUCGGACUAUGAAGGUAUGAAACCACACGACCAGGACAAAAGCAACGAUCUCUUCGUCGGCGGGGUGGACUUUGUCAAUUCGAUGGCAAUGUCCAGCGAGGACAAUUCCGACAAUCAAUCGAGCUUCUCCAUCAGAGGUGAAAAACCGCACAAAUACCAUCGAGCAGAGGACGCCCUCUCGGUGGGGGUAAUCAUAGAGGACGACACUUCCGGCCGAAAGCAGCAGCAGCAGCAGCAACAACAACAACACCAGCCACACCCAUCCGAACUCACCAAAGUCCCCGGCGGAUACGACAAGAUCCUAACCAGCGAAAUGAUAGCCUCGUCGGCGGCAGCCGCUGCCGCAGCGGCGGUGGCCGUCGGUAUCAAGAGAACGGAGGCCUCUCCGUUGGCGCAGUCCAUCGAAUUCCUCAGCGAUAUGAAUAACAACAUUUCCCAAAACCAAAACCAGAGCUUCCCGACGACGAGCUACGAGACGGCCAGCUACAGCACCGGCGAACCGGGCCCGGAGACGGCCGUCCUCAAUCCGCACAUUGCCUGCUCGUCCAACUAUUCGGCCUUCCUGCAGAACACGGAUCAAUUUGCAGCGGCGAACCCGGAACUGAUCUUCCCGACGGCUUACACCCAAUACGCACCUGGCUACGGAUCGUUCAACUACAAUACGGCAUUCACGAACAACAACCUCUGUCGAGAUCUCGGACAAAUUCACUACCCGGAGGAACAGUAAUAGACAAUUAUUGCACCAACAAACAAACAAACAAACAAAACAUAAAGAAAUGAAGAGAAGAAGGUAAACGAAUUUCAACAACAACAAAAAUGGCAUUUAAUACACACAUUUUGAAAGAUUUGAAACGAGCAACAGACGAGUAACAAAUAUUUGAAACAUGACAAAUUAUAUAAGUGACAUUACAGAUAUUA